AUUUAUUCCAAGGACGUUUGGCAUAUUUUGCCCAACACCAUGACAAUGGACAACUAACAAUUUGGGCAUAAAGAGAAAAAAUACAAAACAUUAUGCACAGCAGAGAGUCAUAAAAGCAGGGGGUGUGAUUUAAAAAACGGUGGUUUGUGCUAAUUCAUAUACGUAGUGCAAAGCAGAAAGUUGGCGGAGGGACAAUACAGGCAUACAUGCAUCCAUAGGACGACAUACAGUACAUAACGUACAUCAUGCGCACUUUCCUGGUUCACCAUGAUGGACUAACGAUCUACGAGCGGGUGUUUAAAAGUGCAUCGUCUGAAAUCUCAUAGCUUUUAUAUCACCGGCUAAAUAUUGCCACAGACAAGAAGAGGCAGGAGAACCGCAGAUCAUACCUGCCGUUUAUCUGGCGUUUGCACGGCAUGUUUUACUCCUAUUUCAUUCAGUUAGAAACUGUAAUCUAGACCUGAUAUUUUCUAGGAGUGACUCUCGCCUGUCAGCGUGUCACCAGUGACCGUAUUUUCGCUCCUUGUUUCGCAGUUUGUCGCUGUGGUUUGACUUGCAGAACACGGUCGUCAGUCAGCGGAGAGCAAAUCAUCCAAAGUAGGCAUCCUGCUAUAAAUCAGACAUCUGAUCGUCGAAUGGCUUCGGGUCGAAAAGGCGAGGAUGAAAUGGCGAAUAUGCAUCUGGCCGAGGAUCAGAUCCGUGUUCUGGAAGAAAAUUUCAGCAAAGUAACCAAGCAUCCGGAUAAGGCGACUCUGACGCUGAUCGCAGCCGAGUGCGGACUGUCGGAGGAGCGCACCGCCAGAUGGUUCCGACACCGCAAUGUGCAGUGGCGGCGCUCCGAGGGUCUGCCCGCCGAGCCCGGGUUCGUCACAGACUGACUCCCGGCUGAACACGGCCCCUCCCGGCCGGCCGCAGCUCCCGAUUACGCCGCCUGACCGCAGUGGGUGACACGAACGGACUUUCUGUCCUUUUUGUCCUUUAUUUUCUCUUUGCUCAGCUAAUCUGAAUAUGGAAAGUGGUCUAUAUUUAGUUUUGCCAAUGUAACCAUUUUAACAGCGAACUGUAUGUUUGAUCCACGUUAUCAGUAUUGGGUGUGAAAAUGUGAUAUAAAAUGAAGGGACCAGAGGGAGAGAGAAACAAGUAAAUCGUACACUGUAAACAUGGUAACUGAGUAUAAUUAAAGGAGGUUCCUCCUGAUAUUGGAGGUUUAGUGUGUGUGUGUGCAGGUUCUUAUCCUACUGAAUCAUCUGAGCAUUCAAUUAGUUGAAUGUUUUAUUGUGAUCUAGAUUCCGUUUUUCUGUGCUGAGCUCGUUUGUUGUUGAAGUACAACUGAAACGUAGAGACCUUCACUGCGGGUCCUGCAGAGUGACACUUGGGGAUUACAUGACCCCGGGGGGAUCAUAUGACUGUACCGCCUUCUGUUAGAGUAUGUGCUGGCUUUGAAGAAGAAUAGAAGUCACACCCCAUUUUACUAAAUAUAACCUUGCACAAAAAGCUUCUCAGUCAGUACGCUGGAAUUUGAAACGUAUCUCUCUGAUACUGUAGGUCUCCUGUUUCUUUGUUUUCACUGAAGCCAUUUGUCAAACAUGUAUUAAAAAUAAUUAAAAUGAAACUGCUAUCGA
Paramormyrops kingsleyae is the source of this 1622-nucleotide messenger RNA. NCBI's taxonomy places the organism in Eukaryota, Metazoa, Chordata, Actinopteri, Osteoglossiformes, Mormyridae. The record is from RefSeq and is a predicted model, not a curated record.